ACCAGUUAUCGUGUCUCCAGAAUGAGUACUCAGCAAACAAAACCCGGAUGUGUCUUCUGCAAUGCUAGCGCAGCUCGGGGUUUCAACAUCGUCUGGGAGGACGACGAGUUCAUAGCUUUCAGCGAUCGUAGCCCGGCCGCUCAGCAUCACGUCUUGCUCAUCCCCAAGAGGCACAUCGAUAGCAUCAAGUCUUUGCACCAGGCGGAUGUGGCGCUAGUUGAACGCAUGAACGAGAUCGGACAUUCCAUCCUGGACCAGCUGAACGUCGCGAAGGACCUGCGCCGCAUGGGCUACGUGAUCCCGCCGUUCAAUUCCAUAUAUCAUCUGCACCUCCACGUGCAGGGCCUCCCGUACACCUCCGCGCUCAAGUCGCUGAUGUACCAGGUCUCCACGGGUACGGGUAACAACGAUAAGGGCUUCGGCUGGUUCGUAGAUAUCGACCAGGCGAUUGCUAUCCUGAAUAAGGGGCACACCGUCGGUGUCUUUGCAUGUUAACGAGCGAGUCUGAGAAUACAUGUGGAUAAUACGAGCUUUUUGACGCUAGCGGCCUUCGCGAGCCGCUGAUCAUGACAGCUAUGAGCGCGGGAAAUUCUCAAGGUGCCUGUUCCGCAUCGCAUUGCUAUGGCAGAUCAUUCUCAACGAUCUCCGGUAUGAGAACGCUCUCCAUUCGUUCGACGUCGCUGGACUGCGUCUGCCGGAGACUGACCAAGACGACUAUCAGAGUCGGAUAAAUGCCCUGCAGCCAACGAACACCUUGUGAGCUCUAGUACGAUUUUCCCUGUGCGCCUACAGACGUACCGUGAACUGCGCCAACAGGUCCAGCACCACGUACACGCCGUCCGUGCGCGCCACGAACGUGAUGACCACGGC
Messenger RNA from Phanerochaete carnosa HHB-10118-sp, 870 nucleotides. RefSeq lists its product as uncharacterized. The record is from RefSeq and is a predicted model, not a curated record. Gene Ontology annotation, molecular function: catalytic activity. The coding region runs from base 22 to 495 and encodes 157 amino acids. NCBI's taxonomy places the organism in Eukaryota, Fungi, Basidiomycota, Agaricomycetes, Polyporales, Phanerochaetaceae. The transcript is spliced from 5 exons.